UCUAGCCGCCGCUGUCUGGCUUCCAGACGGGUCCUCGCGGCGGGACUUGGCUGCAGUGGGACGCUGCGAACACGCCCGCCGCCCCCUUCGCGGGCUGCCCUUGAGCAGGCUCCGCGCAGCGCACCCCAGCGGCCGCGUGGCCGCCCAGUCGCGGCCACUGAGCUUCCGGAGAGCUCGCCAGUCGCCGAGCGGCAGCCUCGGAAUCUGGGCACUUGAGAGACUGCGAGGGGCAGUCUCGGCCGGACACCAGGAGGACGCGGGGCUGCUGCCCCCGGCUCGUCCGCCACAUCUGGGACAGGAGGGCCGGGAGAGGCGGGGCGCGGCGGAGGCUGGCCGGUUCCUGAGCAGCUUCUCCGAAAGCCGGCCGCACUGCGGGCAGGCGAGGGGGGCGGUCUGGAGGCAGAGCCUGCUCCUCCUCGGGAGGUACCCCAGCUGGGGCAGAGGACAGCGCCAGCCAGCCGCAGAGACGCGCCGCGCCUAUCAUGGAGCGGGCGGGCGCUGGGUCGGCGCGGCCACAGCCCCGGGACCAGGACUCGGUAGAAGCGUGGCUGGACGACCACUGGAACUUUACAUUCUCUUACUUCGUUAGGAAGGCUACCAGAGAAAUGGUCAAUGCAUGGUUUGCUGAGAGAGUUCACACCAUCCCCAUAUGCAAGGAAGGCAGCAGAGGCCACACGGAAUCUUGCUCUUGCCUCUCGCUGCAGAGUCCCCUUGCAGAUAGCAGUGUCCCUGGGACACCAACCCGGAAAAUCUCUGCCUCCGAAUUUGACCGGCCUCUUAGACCCAUUGUUGUCAAGGAUUCUGAGGGAACUGUGAGUUUCCUCUCUGACUCAGAAAAGAAGGAGCAGAUGCCUUUAAACCUGCCAAAGUUUGAUAAUGAUGAAGGGGACCAGUGCUCAAGACUCUUGGAAUUAGUGAAAGAUAUUUCUAGCCAUCUGGAUGUCACAGCCUUAUGCCACAAAAUAUUCUUGCAUAUCCAUGGACUCAUCUCUGCUGACCGCUAUUCCCUGUUUCUCGUCUGUGAGGACAGCUCCCAUGAUAAGUUUCUCAUCAGCCGCCUCUUUGAUGUUGCAGAAGGUUCAACACUGGAGGAAGCAUCCAAUAACUGUAUUCGCUUAGAAUGGAACAAAGGCAUUGUGGGACAUGUGGCGGCGCUCGGUGAGCCCUUGAACAUCAAAGACGCAUAUGAGGAUCCUCGGUUCAAUGCAGAAGUUGACCAGAUUACAGGCUACAAGACACAGAGUAUUCUUUGUAUGCCAAUUAAGAAUCACAGGGAAGAGGUCGUUGGCGUAGCCCAGGCCAUCAACAAGAAAUCGGGAAAUGGUGGGACAUUCACUGAAAAAGAUGAAAAGGACUUUGCUGCUUAUUUAGCAUUCUGUGGUAUUGUUCUUCAUAAUGCUCAACUCUAUGAGACUUCACUGCUGGAGAACAAGAGAAAUCAGGUGCUGCUUGACCUUGCUAGCUUAAUUUUUGAAGAACAGCAAUCAUUAGAAGUAAUUCUAAAGAAAAUAGCUGCCACUAUUAUCUCUUUCAUGCAGGUGCAGAAAUGCACCAUUUUUAUAGUGGAUGACGACUGCUCCGAUUCUUUUUCUAGUGUGUUUCACAUGGAGUGUGAGGAAUUGGAAAAAUCAUCAGAUACUCUAACAAGGGAACAUGAUGCAAACAGAAUCAAUUACAUGUAUGCUCAGUAUGUCAAAAACACUAUGGAACCACUUAAUAUCCCGGAUGUCAGGAAGGACAGAAGAUUUCCCUGGACAAUUGAAAACACAGGAAAUGUAAACCAGCACUGCAUUAGAAGUUUGCUUUGUACACCUAUAAAAAAUGGAAAGAAAAACAAAGUGAUAGGGGUUUGCCAGCUUGUUAAUAAGAUGGAGGAGAAUACUGGCAAGGUUAAGCCUUUCAACCGAAAUGAUGAACAGUUUCUGGAAGCUUUUGUCAUCUUUUGUGGCUUGGGGAUCCAGAACACACAGAUGUAUGAAGCAGUGGAGAGAGCCAUGGCCAAGCAAAUAGUCACAUUAGAGGUUCUGUCAUAUCAUGCUUCAGCAGCAGAGGAAGAAACGAGAGAGCUCCAAUCCUUAGCGGCUGCUGUGGUGCCAUCUGCCCAGACUCUUAAAAUUACUGACUUCAGCUUCAGUGACUUUGAGCUGUCUGACCUGGAAACAGCACUGUGCACAAUUCGGAUGUUCACUGACCUCAACCUUGUGCAGAAUUUCCAGAUGAAGCACGAGGUUCUUUGCAGGUGGAUUUUAAGUGUUAAGAAGAAUUAUCGGAAGAAUGUUGCCUAUCAUAAUUGGAGACACGCCUUUAAUACAGCUCAGUGCAUGUUCGCUGCUCUAAAAGCAGGCAAAAUUCAGAACAAGCUGACUGACCUGGAGAUCCUUGCAUUGCUGAUUGCUGCCCUAAGCCAUGAUUUGGACCACCGCGGCGUGAAUAACUCUUAUAUACAGAGAAGUGAACAUCCACUUGCUCAGCUCUACUGCCAUUCAAUCAUGGAGCACCAUCAUUUUGACCAGUGCCUGAUGAUUCUUAAUAGUCCGGGCAAUCAGAUUCUCAGUGGCCUCUCCAUUGAAGAAUAUAAGACCACGUUGAAAAUAAUCAAGCAAGCUAUUUUAGCUACAGACCUAGCACUCUACAUUAAGAGGCGAGGAGAGUUUUUUGAACUUAUAAGAAAAGAUCAAUUCAAUUUGGAAGAUCCUCAUCAGAAAGAGUUGUUUUUAGCGAUGCUGAUGACAGCUUGUGAUCUUUCUGCUAUUGCAAAGCCAUGGCCUGUUCAACAACGGAUAGCAGAACUUGUAGCGACUGAAUUUUUUGACCAAGGAGACAGAGAGAGGAAAGAACUCAACAUAGAGCCUGCUGAUCUAAUGAACAGAGAGAAGAAAAAUAAAAUCCCAAGUAUGCAAGUUGGGUUCAUAGAUGCUAUCUGCUUGCAACUGUACGAGGCCCUGACCCAUGUAUCAGAGGACUGUUUCCCUUUGCUGGAUGGAUGCAGAAAGAACAGGCAAAAAUGGCAGGCUCUUGCAGAACAGCAGGAGAAGACGCUGGUUAAUGGGGAGAGCAGCCAGUCUAAGCGGAAUUGAGUGGCCUAGUCACACAGGGCUGAAGUUUACAGAUGGUGUAUUCUAGUAAGCCUCGUUUUGCUCUACAGUGUACGGAUUUAGUAUAUAUUUUGCCACUGUGUUUUUUAAUUUUACACAACUUUUUGAGAGCAUAGCAUGAAAUAUUUUUAGGGGACUAUUACAUAUUUUCUGUGCAUGUAUUUUAUGCCACUGAACUGAGUUUAUCAAAGACACCCACUCUGAGCAUCCUGGCACGUGUACAAGAGCGCACGUUUGCGAUGCCGCAGAGCGCAAGCUGCAUUCUUGCACUGAGGUGGGUUUUUUGUUUUUGUUUUGCUUGGGGAUUUAAAUCAUUGCUUUUGUGUUUUCUGAAUUACCAAUCUUUUAAGAAUGUUUUAAAUAUUUUCUUUCUCAAAAAAUAGGUGAGGAGCAUAUUGAAUAUAUUCUGUGACAUUUAAAACACAGGAUAGAGAAUAGUGUUGGCUGAGUGGAUGUUAAGGGGAAAGGGGUGUAUUUGUCAACAAUGUAUUACCUUAACAAAAAAUGUUAAAACUCUGAAGCAAAUGGAAAGUACUAUAAGGCAGUAUUGUAAGGGAAAGGUAUUUAAUUGGUUUGCUGUCUUACUAGAGAACAGAACAGGCAGGGGAGAACUUUUUCAUUUCAAUGCAAUACAUCUAUCCAAAGGCUACCCACAAAAUCACUUCAAUCUAACCUAUGUGAUACAAAGCAGGGGAAACUUUGGAGAAGAUCCAGUCACUGAGUAUUGAGAGAUGAGUGUGAUCCAGAAACAGAAAGGCCAUGGAUGUCUGUCAGUGAAGAGAAACAUUCUUCUGGAAGACACUUUUGAGAGUCAGUCAGUGUUCUGAAUAUUGAACUUCCUUUUUAAAAUAAUUCUCAUCAUUCAUCUUACAAAGCAGUUUCUAAGUCAACAGUUUAAAUCUCAACAGGAAAGUGAUAAAAAAUUGUUAAUUAAAGCACUGACCUGAAGUGAAAUAUGACCAUAGGUAAGAGUACAAAAUAAAUAAUUUUUUUUCUCUUUGUCAAAGAAGUAUAAGGAAAGUGUUAAUUAUAUAAGCAGUAAAGGGCUCUCCUUGAUACUGGGGUCAAAAACUAAACUGAGAGAGCAGUAAGGUAAGAAACUUUAGGCCUGAAUAAAAUAGCAGUAUUGAGUUUGUGAUUGAGAAACCUCCAUAUUUGGACUAGUCAACCCAGAAUCAGAGAAGUUUGGGGAUGUAGCCUAAAUACUGGCCAUGAGAUUUUGCUUGGUGGUAUUUUCUUCUCACUGCUUUUAACAUUUAGGAAAUAUUAACACUUUUCUUAGAAUUGGAGCCCAUUUGAGUGGAUUCCCAUUUUACAUGUGUGCCUCUGAAUGCACAUUUAUUGUGACUACACUCUUCCUGUUGUGAAUACACACUAUUGGAGAAGUAGAUAAUGAAUAGAGCAACUGGUUCAGGGAAGGAAAAUCUCCAAAUUUGAUGAAAUGUUUGGACUCAGGGAGAGUAAGAAGAGAGGUAUUUAUUUGAAUUGUUAACCCUCCCCACACACACACAAUAAAAACGUUUCUGGGUUUUUCACUAAUUUAGAUAGGAAAACUUUGGGGAUAUGGUAACACAGCUUUCUCAAAAACCUUUUACUAAAACAUGUAAGACAUUUUCCAUUCACAUCAUUUUUUCUCUAAACUGCCAAAAAGUCAACAUUUUCAUUAAGUCUUAAAAUUCUGAGUGUGUAUAUAGAUCUUGACAUAAUGUGGCUUUGUUUUUACCACUUGGGUAAAAAAAAAAAGGCAAAACAAAUCAUAUUGCCAUUACUUCGUAGGGUAAAAGCUAGUCUAGAAAGUUAGGAAGUUAUCAACCGUGCAAUGCUGUCUGUAUUAUUGUUGAAACACUUGUUUCAGGAUGUCAUUCUUUUUUAUGUCCUACUGAUGAGCUCUGUAAGGCUGCCUUACUGCUUGGUGGCCCUGGUGUGUAAGUCACACAGACUGUCACUAAAAUAACUUAACCUCCAUACUGGUGUACCUCCAUGCAUGCAUACAUAAUUCCUUAGUAUAGAAAAUCUGUCUGAAGAAUAACAGUCUUUGAUAAACUAUCUUUUUAUCAUACACAUUGUGAUUUGGCAGUUAUGCUAAAAUUUGUAGUCAUACUUCAGCAGUUUAUUUAGACCCUCCAAUAUAGUAGGCUAUGUGUGGAGGUUUUGUUUUUGUACUUGCAACAUUUUUUAACAAACAAGAUAUAGUUAGAUUAGAAAUUGUUUGAUUUACCUUUAGCUAAUGGUUUAUUUUCCUUUAAUAGUUUAGAAAUUAAAAGAAGUUGGACAAUGCCAUUCCCAUUUUAUUUUGUUGUUGGAUGUUUUAGUUCAUACAGAAGAAAAGUACUUCUUCAGGACUACUUAGCUGGGUUGAAUACUUUUUAAUUUCUGGGAAAAUCAUUCCAUACAUGGAUUAAUAUCUGGUAUAUGGGCACAAAUUGAAGUUUUGUUAUGUGACUAUUUCCUUUAUCUUCUCAAGUUGGAAAAGAAAUGUAGUCCUCUCUCACUUUACCCUAUAUUUAUAUAACCCAUAACUAGCAAGAAGUUGUUCUUAUUGAUUAGUUUGUUUUAGUUAUAACUAAAUAACAUGAUAUCAUUUCACUUCAAUUUUCAGCCCAAAAAGUCCCCACUAUUUUACUAAGUUGUUAAAGGAUAUCUAUAAAACUGCCUGGCCUUCUAUUUUUCAUAGUAUUGGCCUUUGCCAGUCACAGCCCUGUGUGAACUGGUGUAAGUCACUUAACCUCUGGGUGCCUGAACAAGUUGUGCUAUAACGGAGUUAUGUUUUGGGCUAAGGCUGUCUUCAAGGAGGAUGUCACAUAGGGUAGCCACUAUGUAAGCCCUAGUGGGCCCUGGGGGCUACACAGCAUGGUAACUAAUGCCACGUGUCAUUUCCUAUGUUAUUUCCAAGACUGAAGAAAAGGCAAUACUUUCUUUGGCUUCUCAUGCAGAUCACUAGCGAGCAUGAGAUUUUGAGCACCUCAUCUCCAGGUACAAACCCUGGGUAAUGAUGAUGUCACCACUGAACUUUCAAUUAUGAAGAACAGUUUCCUUUGAUAGGAAUAUUGGAGAUAAGAAAGUAUACAAAAAUAUAUCAGAAAUGGUGGAUCCUGGAAGGAAACUGGUCAUAGAUACAUUCUUGCCUAGUAGUGAAGUGUGUUUAUUUUCAGCUUAGAACACAAAUAUUAGACCCACCCCAAUUUGAUUUUCAAUUUGCAUGUGUUUUUCACUAGAUUGUACUACUAAAACUUCAUAGGUCAUGACAGGCAAUGCUGUUUUGUUUUGUUUUGUUUUGUUUUACAGGAGUGAUUUAAGAUCGGGGGCGGGGAAGUAGGGGGGAAGCAUAAUUGUUAUCCUCCCCUGUGAACAACUGUAGUUAAAAUAAGGUGGUAUAGUGUUAUUGAUUAGUAUCAGGCAUGCAACAAUCCACCUUUUAAUUGGACUCCUGCCACGUAUCAGGUACUGUGCUCAGCAUAGAGACAGAGCAGUGACCUCAAGGAGCUUGCAGUCUCUGCAAAAAGAGCUGGAUAAGAGACUUACCAGCUUCUGAUUCUGCCAAUUUAGGGUGGAAAUACAAGGUACAUUAUAUUAUUUUCAUUUUCACCUAUACCAUAUGUAAUAUGCAGUUUUCUGGUUCCUCACCCAGUACCUAUUAAGAAUCUAUUAGUGAACAUCCUGUCUUGCAAUUACAAAGUCACUUAGCCUAUUGAUAGUUUAAAAGAACACCUAAUAUAAGGAGUCAUAUUUUCCACUAUGUAUAGAUUAUUUUUCCUUAAACUAGCGAGGGAGAGAUUACUCAGAGUUCUCUUAGACUAUUAAAUUGUGCACAGUUUUGGACUCCUUCUGCUCCAUCACAGGGAGCGAAGAUGAAAGUAAUAAAGUUCACUUUGCUCUGCCAUGUGCUUCUUAAAAGCCUGUGUAAACAUGUCUUAAUAAAUGUUGUUGAAAGCAAUGUAAAUAGUUUAAAAUAUAAAUUCCUAUUACAGUUUAAGGAAACCUUAUGAAUCACACUAGCCACUAUUAUUAUCUAUUUGUAUUCUUAUACCUUUUCAAUAUAUUUGAACAAAUAUAUAGUUUCUGGCACUAUUUUUGUACUAGGAUAAAGGAAUUACUAUGUAUAUUAUGUUUAGCUUUUAAGUCAUUUAAAAUAAUUGUGAAUGUUAAUUUCCUGUCUUUCCUCUCCCCCACAAUGAGAACUGUUUCAGAUGAGUCUUUUAUGAAACAAUCAUUUUAGAAGAACACAUACCCACCUAUUAUCCUUAUAAAGUCAAGAGACAGUAAGGGUGGUUUUUCGUUGUGUAAACUCUAUACUUGUCUGUUGUUUCCUCAUUUUGCCAUGCUUUGUAAAAAUAAAAACAAUGAACAAGCAGG
Messenger RNA from Manis javanica (Malayan pangolin), 7448 nucleotides. It is a transcript of the gene PDE5A, whose product is annotated as phosphodiesterase 5A. Gene Ontology annotation, biological process: signal transduction. Gene Ontology annotation, molecular function: protein binding; 3',5'-cyclic-nucleotide phosphodiesterase activity. The record is from RefSeq and is a predicted model, not a curated record. NCBI's taxonomy places the organism in Eukaryota, Metazoa, Chordata, Mammalia, Pholidota, Manidae.